This is a messenger RNA of Struthio camelus australis, 1092 nucleotides long. RefSeq names its product E3 ubiquitin-protein ligase RNF167-like. Gene Ontology annotation, biological process: ubiquitin-dependent protein catabolic process. Gene Ontology annotation, molecular function: ubiquitin protein ligase activity. Lineage: Eukaryota; Metazoa; Chordata; Aves; Struthioniformes; Struthionidae. The record is from RefSeq and is a predicted model, not a curated record.
AUGAAUCUUCUGCUUCUCCACUGUGUGGUUGCCACUUUCUUCUAUGACUCUACUGUUGCAGAAACCUUCAGCCGUGUGGUUUACAACCACAACUCCAAGUGCAUUGCUUAUAAAGCCCUGCCAGCAUGCUUUGGGCCACCGCUCCCAGUGGAAGGGCUGACAGGUUAUAUGAUCAGGGUGACACCACCAAAAGCUUGCCAUGCAAUAGAACAUCCUCCAGCAACCAGUAAUGCCUCCAAGGCAUACAUUGCACUCAUACAGGGGUCUGGCUGUUCUUUUGUUGAGAAGGUUCUUCAUGCCCAGCAGGCUGGAUACCAAGCUGCUGUUGUGUACAACGUGGAUUCAGAGAAGCUGAUGAACAUGAUGUCCGAUGACAAGGAAACCCAGGAGCAGAUUGAGAUACCAUCCCUCUUCACUGGAGAAGAAGUUUUCCUCCACUUGCAAAGGUCUUUGCAUUAUGAGAAAGGGGCAUGCAUCAGCCUUAUACCAUCCAAACGCUAUUUCGACCCUUGUCAAGAUGCUACUCAAAUUUUAUGGGACACAACUUGGCAGUACUGGCUACUCCUGAUGAAAUACCCCUCCUACUACAUCCUGCACUGCAUUGCUCAGGAGUUUGGAUUCAUGUUCAAUGUCAUCAUUGCCACAAUCCCACUUCUGGUCGGCAUGAGCUGGUACAAGAAGGCCCAUCAGAUAACAGUGCGCACUUACCAGGAGGGAGACAAAUACGAAACCUGUGUGAUCUGCAUGGCAGAGUAUGAGGAAGGAGACCAGCUGAAGAUCCUGCCUUGUUCCCAUGCUUACCACUGUGCCUGCAUUGACACCUGGCUCCGCACCCAGCCUGGAAAGAAGACAUGUCCCUUCUGCAAGCAGCAGGUGAACACCCAUGGGCACUGUGUCCACCUGGAUGUAAGAAACAACCCACCAGAGCACACUGGUGAAGGCUUGAAUGAGGAGGAAGAGGAGGAACAGAGCCAUGAGGACGGUGCAUUCAGAGAAGGACAUGGGGAUGAGUAUGUUGAGGGGGAGAAAGAUGACUAUGCAAGCACAGUAGAAGAGGAAGGGUUUGAUGACCUGGAAAACAGCACCAUUUGA